This is a messenger RNA of Lethenteron reissneri (Far Eastern brook lamprey), 4895 nucleotides long. RefSeq names its product CLIP-associating protein 1-like. Lineage: Eukaryota; Metazoa; Chordata; Hyperoartia; Petromyzontiformes; Petromyzontidae. The record is from RefSeq and is a predicted model, not a curated record. Gene Ontology annotation, molecular function: microtubule binding. Gene Ontology annotation, cellular component: cytoplasmic microtubule; kinetochore; mitotic spindle. Gene Ontology annotation, biological process: establishment of mitotic spindle localization; mitotic spindle assembly.
GUUAUUUUUUUUUUAGUAACAAAUCCCUCCCCUCUCUACAAAUUUUUUUUUGCUUUCGCGUCUUUGUAAAUCGCCUCCAAAGAUAUUUCCACAUACGUGUAUAAAACAACGUAUUUUUUUUAAACGUCGUCGUGUCAACACAAAUUUAAAGGCGGCUACGGUGACUUUUUAUUUUUAAUUUUUACGCGCGCGCGCGUUGCUAAGCGCGUUGGCCUUGGGUUCGUCCGCCGCUUUGAGGGCCCCCUUCUCGGCCGUUCCCAGGCCCAGAUGGAUCGGAGCCUGGAUUGCCAAUGAAGACCAAAUUGAAAUCUGACCAAAAAAAAUAUCGGCGUAGUACCUUGCGUGCCCCAACGGAAUAUAACCCACGGCCUGCCAUCAAAACGGCGUAACUAAUUAAAGAGUAGCCGUCUCCCUUUGCGUGGAUUCUGUUUUCGGGGGGGAGGGGGGGGUGGGGCAGGGGUAGCGCGCGGGGAGCGGCGGCUUUCAAAAACGAUACGAUGGAUCUGGAACAAGCUUUAGAGCGCGUCCUUCAAAAGGACAUGAGCAAGCGCCUGCAGUUUGGGCCCGAUCUCGUGGAUUACUUCGGCGACUCGGAGCGCUCUUCCGACCUGGAGACGGACCCCGGCACGCUGGACAAGAUCGUCGACGGCCUGCUGGCGUGGGUCUCCACCAGCCACUACAAGGUUUGUCUUCUGGGAAUGGACGUCCUGGCUGUGUUGGCAGAGCGCUUACAAGAGAAGUUCAAAAACCAUCUCAAAUCAAUCGUGCCCGUGCUGUUGGACCGGCUCGGAGACACCAAGGACCAGGUUCGAGACCAGACACAGACUCUCCUGCUCGCCUUGAUGGAGCAAUGCGCACCCCCGCAGUUUGUUUGGGAGCGGCUGGUGCCGGGAUUCAAGCACAAGAACAACCGUGUGCGGGAGGGCACCUGCCUGUGCCUCACCACCACCGUCAGCACGUUUGGGGCCAAGUGCCUGACCCUCAGCAAAAUGGUCCCCUUCCUGUGUAGCCUCUUGGAGGACGCCAAUGGCCAGGUGCGGGACGCAGCGUUGGGCAGUCUGGUGGAAAUAUACCGGCACGUCGGCGAGAAAGUUCGCGCCGACCUGGCCAAGGGCAAGGGAAUCCACCAGGCUAGGCUCAACUCCCUGUUCGCCAGAUUCGAUGAAGUUCAGAGCUCUGGUACCAUGAUUGCUUCAGCAGGCAAGAGCUUCGAGGACGACGAUUCGGUGGACGGGAACCGCCCCUCCUCUGCCAGUUCCACCUCUUCCCGGACUCCGGCUCCUCGGCGCGCCACCUCCUCCUCUUCAGCCCGGGUUUCCAGCGCCGCCUUCAGCAAGACCCCUGCUGCGGCUUCCAAGGAAGGAGCCGGCGCUGUGGACGAGGACGACUUGACGCGCGUGUUUGAAGAAGUCGCUCUGGUGCACGUGCACUCCAGCCGGGAGCUGGAAGAGUCCAUCAGCGGUAUCCGUGACGUGCUGUGCGACGACAAGAACGACUGGGAGCAGCGCGUCGCAGCGCUGAAGAAGCUGCGGGGCUUGCUGCUGGCGGGAGCGGCAGAGCAGGACUCCUUCCCCGGCCACCUGCGCCUGCUGGAGCCGGCGUUCAAGCUGUCGGCCAAAGACCUGCGCUCGCAGGUGGUGCGGGAGGCCUGCAUCACGCUCGGGUACUUCUCAACCGUGCUGGGCAACCGGUUCGAUCACUGUGCCGAGACUCUCAUGCCCACGCUCUUCAACCUGGUGCCCAACAGCGCCAAGGUCAUGGCUACCUCCGGGGUGGCUGCCAUCCGCCUCAUCAUACGCCACACGCACACGGCGCGGCUCAUCCCGCUCAUCACCAGCAACUGUUCUUCCAAGUCUGUGGCCGUUCGACGGAGAUGUUUUGAGUUCAUGGACCUGUUGCUACAAGUCUGGCAGAUCAGCUCGCUUGAGCGGCACGUCACGGUGCUGUCGGACACCAUAAAGAAGGGCAUGCACGACGCUGAUGCUGAUUCCAGGGCGGAGGCCAGGAAGGCGUACUGGGGCUUCCGGACGCACUUCCCCUCCGAGUCUGAUGCCCUCUACGCGGCGCUGGAGCCCAAGUACCAGAAGUUGCUGAGCGGCUCUCAGCUGCACAGCUCCUCCAACUCUCACUUCGACCGCUCCGCCUCCAGCUCGCAGGAGAGCCUCACGAGGGUGGUGAUGCCCAAGCGCGUCCCCGUUCGGCAAGCCGACGUCCCGGCAUCACAAGCCGGAUCAGCGUCGGCGACGAGGCGGCGGUCGUCGGCGGUGGCGGCCGCGGCGGCGACGCCGGGCUCCGGCCUGCACCGCUCGCGCAGCGACAUGGACGUGAACGCCGCCGCCUGCGCCUCGUCGCGCAAGACCUUCGCUGUGCCGGCGCCCGUCUCCUCCGCCACGCUCGGCCGCGUGCGCUCGCGACCUUCGACCUGCGGGACCAUGAGCAGCCCGGCGACCCCCACGGACGCGCGGGGGCGGACGCGUGCCAAGGUGUCCCAGUCACAGCCCGGGAGCCGGUGCGGGUCGCCGGGCCGCGUCACCGGCGCCGUUCGGAGCGCCGCGGGCGCCGUGCCGGGCGGGGUGGCGCAGCGCGUGCCCGUGGUGCCGUCACCGGGCACGGCGCGCAAGCAGCACCGCGUGCCACGCAGCCAGGGCGGCAGUCGCGACAGCAGCCCCACUCGCUCCCUGCGCCUGUCACGUGGGAGCCGCAUCCCACGACCGAGCAUGAGCCAGGGCUGCAGUCGGGACAACAGCCGGGACGCCAGCCCCGUGCGGGGAUUCUCUGCGCUUGUGUCUCAACGGCACUCUCACUCCACCAGCUCUCUCUUCCCCUCCGACUCACUGCGCAAAACAGUGGCUGACCGGUUUGGGUUGGAUCAGGCAGCCUACCUUCCACCCUCCCUGCAAGCCAUGCGGGUCCUCAACACCAGCCCGGAGAUCGAAGCCGCCUUUGCGGACGCCCUGCUGUUCAGAGUGUCCAUCAGAAAGCAGCGGAAGCCGGUCCGGAAGCGCUACGACUACGGCCUCGGCUCGGACGACGACGCCAACAGCGAGACGUCGAGCAUGUGCUCGGAUCGCUCGUACAGCUCGCGCGGUGGCGGCGGCGGCGGCGUCGGCGGCUUGGGCACGGUGCUGGGUGCCCGCCCGGCGGAGGAUGUGGCCGAGGUGCUGAACCACUGCGCCAGCCCCAACUGGGCGGAGCGGAAGGAGGGACUCAUGGGCCUGCAGAACAUCCUCAAGAGCCAUCGGCCACUCAGUCGAGUCGAGAUGAAGAGGCUUUGCGAAAUCUUCUCCAGGAUGUUCUCAGAUCCUCACAGUAAGAGAGUGUUCAGCCUGUUUGUGGAGACCCUGGUGGAGUUCGUGGCGGUCCACCACAACGAGCUACACGAGUGGCUGACCGUGCUGCUCACCCAGCUGCUGAAGAAGACAGGGGCCGACCUGCUCGUCUCCGUGCACGCCAAACUCCAGAAGGCCCUCGACACCACGCGGACCUUGUUUCCCUUUGACCAGCAGUUCAGCAUCUUGAUGCGAUUCAUCGUGGAUCACGCACAGACCCCGAGCCUCAAGGUCAAGAUCGCCAUCCUGAAGUACAUCGAGAGCCUGUCGCGGCAGAUGGACCCCACGGACUUUGUGAACUCGAGCGAGGCGCGGCUCGCCAUGUCUCGCAUCAUCACUUGGACCACGGAGCCCAAGAGCUCCGACAUCAGGAAGGCGGCGCAGGCGGUGCUCAUCUCUCUGUUUGAGCUCAACACGGCCGAGUUCACCAUGCUGCUCGGCGCACUCCCCAAGACCUUCCAGGCCGCCGCCACCAAGCUCCUGAACUCGCACUCCCGCGCCACGGGGAUGUCCCCUUCGCAGGGGUGGGCGAGCGGAGUGGCGCACCGCCCCUCGUCGCAGUCCGGCACAGGGCGGACGCGGCCGCUGACAUCUCCAGGGAGCGCGUCGUCCCAGGAUUCAUUGUCCCUUGGACGCCCCUGCGGUUGGGGUGCAGUCAAUGGGCUGGUAAAGCAUGCCCCCUCCCCCGGCCAAACGCCCUCCAACCCCUCCCCCAGCACCCCCUCUUACAGCUGUGGCUUGCGACGAAAUUCCUCGCCCAGUGCACCGGAUUACGACACGGAGAACAUGAACUCGGACGACAUCUACAGCUCGCUGCGCGGCGUCACCGAGGCCAUCCAGAAUUUCCGCUUCCGCAGCCAGGAGGACGCCGCUGAACCCAUCAAGCGAGACGGCGGCGGCACUCUGUCCCGCGACGGGCGACUCUCCUCGUCCUCCUCCUCCGCUCCGGCGCCGGCCAUGUGCUCGAGCGAGCCGCAACGCAUCCCCCACCACCACCACAACCAGCACCACCACAACCAGCACCACCACAACCACGUGCCGGACGGCACGGACUGCGGCCGCCCGGCGCUGGACAACAAGACGUCGCUGCUCAACACUCCGUCGCAGCACGGCCUGCUGACGAGCUCCCGCAACCACGCUCCUGGCGGAUCCCCCGCCACCUUCAACAAAUCCGCCCUGCGAGAGGCCAUCUUCGACGACGACAUCGAGCAAUUUCAGGAUGACAUCCCGCUGGAGCACGGGGACAAGGUUGCCGAGCUUCUGCGGGAGCUGUCGGAGUGCGGCGAGUGCGUGGAGGAGCGCCAGGCGGCCCUGCUCGAGCUGCUCAAGGUCACGCGCGAGAACGCCAUGGGGCUCUGGGACGACCACUUCAAGACCGUGCUGCUGCUCCUCCUGGAAGCUCUCGUGGACAGCGAGCCGUCCAUCCGCGCGCUGUCUCUCCGCGUGCUGCGUGAAAUUCUGAGGACGCAGCCGUCGCGCUUCAAGAACUACGCCGAGCUCACCAUCAUGAAGAUCCUGGACGCGCACCGUGACCCGCAGAAAGAGGUGCUGCGUGCGCUGACCUAG